AUGAGCAAUGGGAACGAAGUUGUUCGAUUUGGAGACGUGAUUAAGCUGCGGACAAAGUCAGCUUUUGUUGAGUCGACAUCAGAAUCCAGUUUAGGUUUUCUUGAGCUACUGAACAAAGCGCAGACUCAAUUGCUUGUAGUUUCUCCAGUAAAGGACGAGGUUCAAGAUCGUUUUGUCGAAGCUGAAUUCAUCAUUUCUCCUGUAAAAGGCGAUAAAAAGCAGGCGAACGGCACGCCUUUGACGUUUGAGACUCCAUUUGUGCUUCAUACAUCGGAUGGCAAAAAUGACAGCACGUAUUCACUUAAUAACAAAGUGGCGGGUCAGCGCGACGGUAUCAGCUUGCAGGUUUCAGCAACCAAAGGCGAGAUGUAUAUUCAAGUGGAGAAAGAAGGUUGUACAAACUCUAUGGAUCUGCUCUAUGGUACGGAUGGUCUCAGUCUUCGCGUCGUGGACUCAAAUCGUGUUCGUAAGUCGCUUAAUCACUUGCUGACUCAUACUCUGAGGCCAAAGAGCGAUAUGAUCGGUGGUAUGGUCACAUGCGGUACAAAAGGUUCAGCCCUUACAUUCAGUUUUCAGCGCUCAGUUGACGCUGACGGUCAGGUGAAGACUGAGACGAUCAAAUAUAUUAAGAACCCACAGUCUCGUCGCACUAGCAUUGAUGCGCUUGGUCCAACUAAGGUGGAUGAACUUGGUCGUGCUGAUCGCAUCGAUAGCAGUGAAUUUUCGGAUGUGGACGCUAUGAGUCGAUCUAGCAGUCUUGCUGGUAUUAGCUCGAAUCCUGCUAGUCCUCGUAGCAGUUCUAUGACAAGUGCAUUAGCGACUCCUGUUAAUGCUGCAGCUGUGGCUGAACGUUUACCAGUGGUUAAGGAUGUUGACGACCCUAAAACAGAAUCUUCGCAUUCUACAACUAGUGCACCUCCAGCUGUAAAUGAGGUAUUGUCUUCUGUUCCUGAAGAUUCGACUACUGAAGGUUCACUUCAGCUUAGUCCACCUGCUUCCCCUUCAGAGCCUGUUUCUAUACCAGACUCUCCUCCAAAGCCAAUUAGUAACGAGGAGAACGCAAAGACAUCUCCUGUUUCGUCACCGCUUAAAAGUGUAGCCUCUGCGUCGCCACCAAAGGUUGAAAUAGUCGAGAUUGGGUCGAUUGAAACUGAGUCAGUCUCGGAUAGUUCAUUGACGACAAAGCAAGAUGAAACAAUAUCUGAGGUGAAGAUUCUCACUCCAUCCGAUCCUGUCACAAGUGAGAUCGAGACAACUCAAGAUACCGCUUCUGCAACACCAGUUGAACCCAGAACGGUUAUUGCUGAUGCUUCAACUUUUCCUCCGAUACCAGCGAUCAAUGGCCCUGCACCUGCUCUCAUUGUGCCAUCACCAAAAUCAUUGACUUCCCAGAAGACAACGCCAAAGGCAGCUACAACCCCAAUCAAUGUGCCUUUGGUACCUAAAAUCUUUAAAGCUGGAGAAGUGUCGAAUCUGGAGGCUGAAGCCGACGUAGAGAUUCUGGACCCAGCAUGCGGUGCAAAAUGCAGCAUCAUGUAG
Molecule: messenger RNA, 1539 nt
Organism: Plasmopara halstedii
Lineage: Eukaryota; Oomycota; Peronosporomycetes; Peronosporales; Peronosporaceae
Exons: 2
Coding region: 1-1539 (512 amino acids)
Source: RefSeq, a predicted model, not a curated record